AGUUUAGCCUCCACCCACACGAGGCGCUACUAAAGAGCGUUGCAGGGUGGCACGCGACGAAGGAAAUUAUCCUCAUGCUGACUUUGGUUGUGUUGAAUUUUGUGCAACUGACGUGAAUUUCUCCGGAAUAAAUGUCUUCUCCCGUUCAAACAGACGAAGAUGAGGCGGAGGAGGUGGAGGAGGUGGAGUUUGUAUCUGAGGACCAGCAAAAACCUGUGCUGGAAUGUAUUGAUCUGCUGAGUGAUGAUAGCGACGAUGAGGGAUGUUCAUCAUUCACAGGAGCGCUUGAAGAUGAGAUCACCCGUCACAAAGCACGUGUUUCGUCUACACUGGACAAACUAGCACAGCAGGUGGCACUGGAGAAAAAGGAACGGGCAGAUAAAUGCAGAGCAUUCAAGGAGAAGCAGAUCUUACAAAAAGUUCAUGGACAGCAGGAGUUGGCUUUCAGUGCUGCUAAUGGAGAAGCAAAGCACUGUGUAGACAUGUGGCUAAAGAUGCCAGGUCUCGCUCCUGGAUCGAUCAGUUCUGGUUUUGGAAGAAGGCGCAGACCUGCUUCUUUCCCCAUAAAUAGUUCAACUAGACACACUUGUCCAGUGAUUAACUGUGGUCGUGUUUAUGAAAACGCCUUACUGCUUAAUGGGCACUUGAAAAGGUUUGAUCAUUCCCCUUGUGAUCCAGCUAUCAAUCUGAAGGGAUGUCCUUCUGAACUCUUUGCCUGUGUUGCCUGUGGUCAACACUUUCAGACCAAAGAAGCAUGGAGAACACAUCUAGAGACUAAGGUAAAUUCAUCUGCUGAUAAUGCUCACAGCAUAAUUCAGGCCUAUCAGCGGAUUGUGUGUUUCGCCUGCCCUGCCUGCUACCUCCUCUUCAACCUCAGAGACGAGUGCCUUCAGCACAUGUCGACCAAAAACCACUUCACAGAGACUCUUUCCAUGAAUGAACCCAGAGGAAAACCGAUGCCGGUUCCAGUCCCACAGUAUGUUAAGAACCGUCUCACUGCUUUGUGCAAGGAUGUACGGUUCAAUGUCCGCUGCUCUUUAUGUCACAAAGUACUGAUCUCGCAUCAGGCAGCUCAAGCUCACUUUAACGUGUUCUGCAGACAGGGCUGUGCAGUGGCCAAAGCUGAUAUAACAAUAGGUCAGGUGAUGAAACAGCUGCAGGUGCGAGGGCAGUGCUCCCUCUGCUGUCAGAUCUUCCUCAGCCAAGAUGAAAUCGAGCGCCACAAAGAAUCGACCCAGCACGAUGUCGAGAUCAACCAGACGAUGGGCAAUGCACUUCUGCAGCACGCCAGGAUGGCUAAAGGGGCACGGGGGGCAAUACAGUCCACUGGCCUUGAAACACCAAAAAGAACACGCAAGAAGAACGAUGACGAAGGUUUUCCAGCCAAACGCAAGCGACUUAGCCCAAGUGUGAAUGGCCGCAUGAGCAGGAACCCAACAACAGCGUGGUUCUGCGAGUGUGGUCUGCAGUUCUUGGAGGAGGAUGCAGCCAGUAGGCAUCUCAUGGCUAUAAACCAGAUUUUCCAUCAGUGCGGCGUCUGUGGCAAACACAUGGGAGAGUCUUCAAUUACCCGUUUGCAUAUGAGCCGGUUUCACGGGGGAGCUCAUCUCUCCAACUUUCUCUUCUACUGCCGCAAGUGCAAGGUGGAAAUGCCUCGGCACGAAGACAUCCUGUCGCACGUGACAGAAGCUCACAGUGGACACACCUACUUUGCCGAACAAGAAGUGUCUGAGGACGCCGCCACAGUCAUCGAUGCCGAGCCGUCCACCAGCCACGAUGUCUCCAUUCAUUCAUCCUCCAAGUCUUUCACAGUCCAGCAGAACACAGCGGAGACAUCUUCUUCGAAAGCAGAGCAGACUUGGAUGUGCAGGAUGUGCGAGGACAUCUUUGACUCGGAGGCGGCCGCGUACAAACACUGCAGCGACGCCAGCAGUCACAACUUUCAGAGGUUCAUCUGUGGACACUGUCCUCAGAAGUUCUUCAAGGAGUCCACCGUACGGAGACACUGUGUGAACGAGCACGACGGCCAGAUUAAGAGCUCCCACUUCUGCGGCCUCUGCGACAGCAUGCAGUUCGAAGUUGAGGGCGAGUUCUUGGAGCACUACAAGAGUCUCCACAGUAAGGACUACUUCCGAAUGGAUGAUGGAGACGUCGUUCAGCCUGCUGUUGCCAAGAGCGCCAGUCGGCUUACGUGUCCGUGCAUGAGUUCCGAAAAGAGCAAGGAGGAAAUGAAGGCUACAUAUACACAGUGCAUGAGGAAUCUGGCCGCCGAGGGUAGAUGUCAGUAUGUCUGUGCUCCGUGUGAUGUAACCGUGCCUUCCUAUGCACGGAUGAAAACUCACGUCCACAUGAAACACACCGCCUUGCACCUGGACAAGACCUUUGAUGUAGAAUGCAAAGAGUGCCCGGAGAGUUUUGAGAGUGUGCAGAGUUUCCACAAUCACUACCACUCCCGACACUGUGCACUGGAACCCUGCAGGAGCUCCAGGACCUGCGAGAAAAACAUCAAAGAAGAAGCUGCCACUGCAAAUAUUUUCAGUGCUGUGGAGAUCGAAGCAGACAACAACGAGAGUGAAGACGAGACAAGGGAGACGUUUUUGAACAUCUCUCAAGACAACAAAGAGAGUGAAGCAAAUGAAAAUGAGUCGGAUGAGGAAAUGAAGAAUGCGAUGUCUAUGAUUGAAGAAGAAGCAAGAGAGUCCACAGAGAUAGAAGAAGCUCUUCAAAGAAGUCUUCUGGAAUUCUAAUGAUGGGAAAGCUUUCUGUGACACAUUUCAUCAGUUAUUGCAUUGAAAUGUUCUGUACAAUGUCAUUGUAUUCAAAGUAUAUUAAAUAAGCAUUAGUUGUUA
Messenger RNA from Hippoglossus stenolepis (Pacific halibut), 2849 nucleotides. It is a transcript of the gene znf451, whose product is annotated as zinc finger protein 451. The transcript is spliced from 13 exons. The record is from RefSeq and is a predicted model, not a curated record. Gene Ontology annotation, molecular function: RNA polymerase II transcription regulatory region sequence-specific DNA binding; DNA-binding transcription factor activity, RNA polymerase II-specific. Gene Ontology annotation, biological process: regulation of transcription by RNA polymerase II. Lineage: Eukaryota; Metazoa; Chordata; Actinopteri; Pleuronectiformes; Pleuronectidae. Gene Ontology annotation, cellular component: nucleus. The coding region runs from base 132 to 2747 and encodes 871 amino acids.